This is a messenger RNA of Lactuca sativa (garden lettuce), 402 nucleotides long. RefSeq names its product hydrophobic protein RCI2B. Gene Ontology annotation, cellular component: membrane. NCBI's taxonomy places the organism in Eukaryota, Viridiplantae, Streptophyta, Magnoliopsida, Asterales, Asteraceae. The record is from RefSeq and is a predicted model, not a curated record.
AUUUUCAAAAUAUCACUUCCAUUCCCAUCCACAUCGAAAUCGAAAUAGAAAACGGAAUCGGUGUCCAAAUCGAAAGAGAAACACAGCGAAGAUGGGAAGUACAGCAACCUGCAUAGACAUAAUCCUCGCAAUCAUCCUUCCACCCCUCGGUGUGUUCUUCAAGUUCGGAUGCAAGGUUGAGUUUUGGAUAUGUGUGUUGUUGACUUUGUUUGGAUGGAUCCCUGGGAUUAUUUAUGCAAUUUAUGCCAUCACCAAGUGAUUCUUAUGGUGGGUGGGCUCGCAUAUCUUCUAUAUGGAUAGAACAUCGAUUUUCAUGUCACUUCUUGUUUUAUGUUUGGAUUGUUUUUGGCUUUGAAUUGAUGUAUUGUAAAUUCUUUUUUAAUGUUGUGCUGGUUUUAAGUA